Molecule: messenger RNA, 585 nt
Organism: Cercopithifilaria johnstoni
Lineage: Eukaryota; Metazoa; Nematoda; Chromadorea; Rhabditida; Onchocercidae
Source: the annotation of a GenBank genome assembly
AUGUGCUCUUUGGGACGCUUUAGUGGAGCACAUUUCAAUCCAGCACAGACGCUGUCAGCAAUAUUUGUUGGAAAAUGUCGCUUAGCAAUUGGAUUUUUCAUGAUAUUUAUGCAAUUUUUUGGAUCAUUUCUUGGUGCUGUUUAUGCGAGAUGUAUUCUGCAAGGCAACACAUUUGCAAUAGCAAUAAAUGCAGCAAUAAAAUGGUCCAACACAGAGAUAUAUUUAGUAAAUCGUUUGCAGUAUUUUUUCAUGGAAUUAACACUAAGUACAUUGAUUUGCUGUGCUUACCUGUUCACAGGUAUCAUCAACCACGGUAGGAAUGGUGCUUUAUGUGCUGCAGUUGUAUCUACCACACGGGCAAUCAUUACUUUUGUUGGAUAUUCUACUAUUGGUCAGACAUCAAAUCUGGCAAGAAGUAUUGGCUUAACUUCCACGGCCUACAUAUUUUUAUCCGUAUAUGAUGAAUGGCGCUACUUUUAUAUACCCUUUCUUGUUGAUUUCAUUUCCGCUCCUGUUGCUGCCUUAAUUUAUUGGAUAUCAGUGAAAUUUUCAACAGGAAAUAUUAAUAGUAUGCCGAAAGAUUGA